Molecule: messenger RNA, 348 nt
Organism: Peniophora sp. CBMAI 1063
Lineage: Eukaryota; Fungi; Basidiomycota; Agaricomycetes; Russulales; Peniophoraceae
Source: the annotation of a GenBank genome assembly
AUGUCGGCCCGAGGUGUGCGCGUGUUCGGUCUCGCGUCUUGUCGCUCGCCGCCAUGCCGUCUCAAAGCACCGGCGGAAGAUAUUGAGGUAGCUAUCGUGCUCAACCUUUUCAUCGUAUACUAUGCUAUAUGCGUGCUACGUGCGAUCUUUUUCCAAGGCGCACCCAGUCUUGCACGCGUCUCGUUCGCGUUGGCCGACCGCCCACUUGGCCGGGUUGGUGCAAACGGCGUGCAUGCUGUGCUCGGGGUGUGCGGCGUGGGACUAACGCGUCGGUAUCGCGAGCAGCCGACUGGACCGACUUGCGCUUGGGACAGGUCGUGCAAGUACAAUCAUUGGCCAUUAUCUUGA